AUGAGCUUGGACCUGGCGACCGUUUCUGGUUGGCUUUACGCCAUAGCCUGGAGUGUCUCCUUUUAUCCCACCAUAUUGUUGAAUCUCCGGAUUCGAAGCGCCGAUUCCAUCUCGUUGGAUUUCGCUAUUCUCAACCUGCUUGGCUACUCGUGCUACACAGCGUCUAUAUAUCUCCAGGUGUUCAGUGAGACGGUAAGGAAGCAGUUUUCUGGUGCUUUUGGUGGCAAUCUGCCGCUACUUUCCGUCAUUGACCUUGCCUACUCCGUGCACGGCUGGAUUUUAACCGUUGUACUACUAUCACAGAUCAUUUUGGGAAACCAGUGGUGGGGCCUGAAAAACACGAGAACCUCGUUCAAGUUCAGUAAGCUUGUCAAAGGCUACUAUGUUGCAUUCGGUCUCUUUUUGCUAUACAAUAUUUAUUAUAAGAACCAGAAAAACCAGCUCCUGAACUUCACGCUGAACCUUUCCUACUGCAAGAUUCUUGUCAGCUGUACCAAGUACAUUCCCCAGGUUCUACACAAUGCCAAGCGAAGGUCCAUGUUUGGAAUCUCGAAGAUGCAAAUUCUACUGGAUCUCUCUGGCUGUUUCUUCUCUAUUGCUGAGCUCUUGCUGAGAAACAAAACAACUUUAUUGAAGCUCCUGGAGGCGAAUAGAAGCAAGCUGGGGCUUAUAUUUGUUACAAUGGUAUUCGAUUUGAUCUUCCUCGCCCAAUUUCACCUCUAUAAACCGCCUCGCAAGCAGAAGCCCAAUAUGAUGGAGAAGAUUCCGGUUUAG
Ogataea angusta is the source of this 774-nucleotide messenger RNA. RefSeq lists its product as uncharacterized. The record is from RefSeq and is a predicted model, not a curated record. The transcript has a single exon. Gene Ontology annotation, cellular component: vacuolar membrane; fungal-type vacuole. Lineage: Eukaryota; Fungi; Ascomycota; Pichiomycetes; Pichiales; Pichiaceae. The coding region runs from base 1 to 774 and encodes 257 amino acids. Gene Ontology annotation, biological process: L-cystine transport. Gene Ontology annotation, molecular function: L-cystine transmembrane transporter activity.